Fragaria vesca subsp. vesca is the source of this 671-nucleotide messenger RNA. RefSeq lists its product as uncharacterized. The transcript is spliced from 3 exons. The record is from RefSeq and is a predicted model, not a curated record. The coding region runs from base 246 to 671 and encodes 141 amino acids. Lineage: Eukaryota; Viridiplantae; Streptophyta; Magnoliopsida; Rosales; Rosaceae.
AAACACAUUGGCCACUGAAACCCUAGAAUACACACAGAGAUUUGAUUUGAAUUGAGCUCUACCUCCAUUUUUAAUUCACUCCCAAUUUGGAGCGCUCUUCCAUACAGAGGGAUUCUGGGUUUUAUUGAAUUUGGAAGUGUGGGAAGUUUGGUUGAGUUGGGUUUUCUAUUUGUGAAUGAGAGAUUUGAUUAGAAGAAGAAGAAGGAGAUGAAAGUUGAACAACAAUUUGUGGAUUUGAAGAUACAAUGACUGGAGGGUCAUUAGGUCUACGUACUGGAAGCUAUGGAUCACUACAACUACAGCAGGCACAGAAUGGUUUUCCACCUAAUCUGCAGCCAAGCCCUCUUCCCAUUACGCGAAAGCCUUCCAAGUUGUUACUUGCAAGUAGGGAGAAGGAAAGAGUGCUGCCGUGUAUCUGGAGAGUUUUGGGCCGAAAGAAGGUCAUAAUGCUUCUUUUGGUUGUGCUUGGUCUUUUGGUUUUCGUAUCCAAUUCCUUCAAUGUAAAUAAAGGAAUGGGAGAUAAACAUGACAUUAAAAUUACUUCUACACAGAAUUCCAUGAAAGGAAAAGAUGCAGAUAGAGCCUUACUUUCUCCUCCUCCUCCUCCCCAUCUCCAUACUGAGUCAUUUACUGUUGUUCAUGGAAAUACCCUCUGUUGGCCAUCUAUGUAA